This is a messenger RNA of Suhomyces tanzawaensis NRRL Y-17324, 327 nucleotides long. RefSeq lists its product as uncharacterized. The transcript has a single exon. The coding region runs from base 1 to 327 and encodes 108 amino acids. Gene Ontology annotation, cellular component: preribosome, large subunit precursor. NCBI's taxonomy places the organism in Eukaryota, Fungi, Ascomycota, Pichiomycetes, Serinales, Debaryomycetaceae. The record is from RefSeq and is a predicted model, not a curated record.
AUGGCCAAAUCGUUGAGAUCCAAGUCCAAGUUGAGAGCCAAGUCUGUCAAGAGAAAGGGCGAGUUCGCCAACUUUGUCGACGGCAGAAACAAGCGUCUCUCGGAGAAGAUGGAGCAGGAAUUGCUCAAGCAGAAGGAGGCAGCCUUGGCCAAGAAGAAGGACCAGGCCGACGCCGAGGGUGCCGAGGAGCCUGCCGUGCCCGAGCAGGACAUGGACGUCGACAAGACCCCCAAGAAGAUCAGCACCUCGGGGUGGAGAGACUCCAGAAACCAGAUCUACAAGAAGAAGCAUCUCAAGAAGAAGGCCAACAAGAGCACCAACUACUAG